This is a messenger RNA of Caenorhabditis auriculariae, 2224 nucleotides long. The record is from the annotation of a GenBank genome assembly. NCBI's taxonomy places the organism in Eukaryota, Metazoa, Nematoda, Chromadorea, Rhabditida, Rhabditidae.
AUGGCUAACAGGACGGAUAAAACAGCAAAAACAGUGAAAGGUGAACAAUUUAAAUUAAAGUCGGAUGAAAUGAUCAAUUGCAGGUACAAAUCCCCAAUUUUUGGUUGAAAAAAUUAUUCGCCAGCGUAUUUAUGACAGUCUCUACUGGAAAGAAAACUGCUUUGCUUUGACUGGUGAGUUCCUCGAAAUUUCCUACAUCUUUUUUUUUUUCAUUUUUUUCAGCCGAACUAAUUGUCGAUAAAGGCAUGGAUCUGCGAUAUAUCGGUGGAAUUUACGCGGGAAACAUCAAACCGACGCCGUUUCUCUGUCUUUCCCUCAAACUGCUCCAGAUUCAGCCGGACAAGGAAAUCAUCAUCGAGUUCAUACAACAGGAAGAGUUCAAGUAUUUCAAGCGAGUUCCGAAUGAGGAUGUAUCUUUUUUUUUUCCAGAUACAUCAGAGCGAUCGGCGCUAUGUAUCUCCGGCUGACUUUCGAUUCGGUCGAAAUUUACAAGUACCUCGAACCUUUGUACAAUGACUUCAGAAAGCUUCGAUUCAUGAACAAAAUGGGUCGUAAGUUUAUUUUUUUCAAUUAUUCGUUUAAUCGUUGUUUUUAAAAAGUUCUGUCUUGAUUAUUCUCACCGUACAGUUAGGUUAGCCUUACUUUAUAAUAGUUUGUUGGGCAAAGUUUUCCUAGAAGUUUUUCAAAUUUUCUGCUUAAAAACGGUUCAGCUCUCCAGAAUCAAUCACUUUAUUUUUUUUAAAGUAAAUUUUCAAGUGAAUUGUAAUAGCUUGUUCUUUGCUUGAUAUAAUCAGUAUUCGGCGUUUUUUGGACAAAGCUUAAGAUCGAACAUAUUGGAAGAACUUGAAAAGAGCUUGUAUCCAAUGAAACUGAUUUUAAAAAAUCAGUAAUAUUCUUAUCCCAAUCAUGAAUUUUUUCGAUUUCAAGGCUUCGAGGCAAUUUACAUGGACGAUUUUGUCGAUCAUCUUCUGCGAGAAGAAAGAUACUGCGAUAUCCAGUUGCCUAGACUUCAGGUAUUUUUUUUUUCCAAACGAGGACUAUUUUGAUAAAACGUUUCACAGAAAAGAAUGGCGUUGGAAGAAAUCGGCAUUCUUCAGCCGUUCAAGAGCAUUUUAGACGAGGAUCUCGACAAACUCAGUGCUUCUGAAAGUGAAGACGAAGACAAAAACAAGAAGAAGGUAUAUUUAGGACAUAAUUUUUCUCCUCAGUUUUGAAACGCUGUUCUUGAAGGAGAAACCGCGGCUGACUUCUCGACGGCGAAGUCGCAGCCGCGACCGAGAAAAGGACCUCGGAGAUCGUCGUGAGGAACGAGAGCGCGAAAAACAAAAGUUUGUUCUAUUAUUAAUAUUUUGGGAAAAAAAAAAAAAAAUUCUUUAUAAUUUUUUUAAAAUCUUUUUCUUACAACGAAAUCAGAUUUUUUCGAGAAUUGCAAAAGUUUUGUCUCGUCAGUUCAGUUUAACUUGAUAAUAAAAAAUAUUCUACAGUUAUCACUUGUCCGUCGUUUGAAAAAAAAGCAUAUAUAAGCGGUACUUGAAAUUAGAUCAUAAAAGAAGACUCAAAGCUUAAUUUCCAAGGGAAAGACGCGAACGAGGCGACGAACGCAGCGACAGGCAUCGCGAGCGCGACAAUGAUCGCGAUCGGGACCGCGACUAUGACCGCGACCACGAUAAAGGCCGCAGCAAAGACAAGGACCGCGAACGAAGAAGUUUUUUUUUUAUUUACAUCCAUAUUCCAAAAUAUCGUCUCUUUAGUUCAAAUUCUUCUUUUUCCAGAGAAGUUUAAUUCAAAAAAAAAAAACAGGAACGGUCAUAUCUGAUGUAUAAUGUAAAAAUAAACAGAGUUAACCAUCAUAAAUCAACAAAGAUUUUUUUGUAAUUUCACGAAGUUUUAAAAGUUAUUUUUUUUGUAAAAGAUCAGACCAUAAUUUUUGAAAUGGUGACUAUUAAAAAGGGUAAUUUCAGAAACAAAUUUGAAAAAAAUAACUAAAAGACAGAAACACAGUUUCUUGCUAUUAGGAGUUGGAGGUGAUUGCAAAUAAUGCCUGAUUCUUUGUAUGAAAUUUGAUGGCUCAAAUAUCUCAGAUGAGAAAGAUCGGCGAGACAGGGACAGAGGCGGGCGGGAUAAGGAAUCUGACAGGAGAUCGGGCAAGAACGAGGAGGAGCGGGAGAUCGACGAGAUGAACAAGCUGCGCGCCAGUUUAGGCAUGGCUCCGCUCCAACGAUAA